Messenger RNA from Sphaeramia orbicularis (orbiculate cardinalfish), 759 nucleotides. RefSeq names its product T-box-containing protein TBX6L-like. Gene Ontology annotation, biological process: positive regulation of DNA-templated transcription; heart morphogenesis; cell fate specification. Lineage: Eukaryota; Metazoa; Chordata; Actinopteri; Kurtiformes; Apogonidae. Gene Ontology annotation, molecular function: DNA-binding transcription factor activity, RNA polymerase II-specific; RNA polymerase II cis-regulatory region sequence-specific DNA binding. The coding region runs from base 1 to 759 and encodes 252 amino acids. Gene Ontology annotation, cellular component: nucleus; chromatin. The transcript has 7 exons. The record is from RefSeq and is a predicted model, not a curated record.
AUGUCCAAGUCCCCAACAGCAGCAGCCAACUCAUUCCAGCAGAGCUGCAUCAGCAUGACCCUGGAGAAUGCUGACCUCUGGAAGUCUUUUCACAGUAUUGGAACUGAGAUGAUCAUUACAAAGCACGGAAGGAGGAUGUUUCCACAUUGCAGUGUCAGUGUAACUGGGCUCCAGCCUUUUGCUAACUAUGUCAUCAUGAUGGACCUGGUACCUGUAGACGGCUACAAGUACAAGUGGAAAAAGGAGCAGUGGGAGGUCGCAGGGAAGGCUGAACCCCAGCCCCCCCGUCGGACAUACAUGCACCCAGACUCCCCAGCCCCAGGAAGUCACUGGAUGAAGCAAUCCCUGUCUUUUCUCAAGAUGAAGCUCACUAACAACACCCUGGACCAGCAUGGCCAUAUCAUCGUGCACUCCAUGCAUCGCUACUACCCCAGGUUUCAAGUCAUCCAGGCAGACAGUCCUUGUACUAUCCGCUGGGGGCCCUUCCAGGCUUUCUCUUUUCCAGAGACAACAUUCACUGCAGUGACUGCUUAUCAAAACCCAAAGAUUACCAAACUGAAGAUUGACCAUAACCCAUUCGCCAAAGGAUUCAGAGAGGGAGGUAUCGUACGAAUGGUAAUGCCACUGGUAGUCCUCCUGCAAAGAGAGCUGCACUUGAACAACCCAAACCCAAAAAAACACAAGGCCUGCAGAGGAUGCCCUCCACCUCUGAGUCAGCAGAUGCACAGAGGAACCAGGCCUCCACUGUGCAGGCACUGA